This is a messenger RNA of Eruca vesicaria subsp. sativa (arugula), 492 nucleotides long. The record is from the annotation of a GenBank genome assembly. Lineage: Eukaryota; Viridiplantae; Streptophyta; Magnoliopsida; Brassicales; Brassicaceae.
AUGCCGGAAACAUUUUCAAGCGGUAACGCUCAAUAUCUCCCCAUCCACGGUGGCACCACCGAUAACAACAGCCCCUACGCUUCGCUUCUCCGCCUUCUCCAAUCUCAUUCACCAACCUCCUCACAGCUCUUUAGUUACCUCGCUCUCUUCGUCUCCGUUGGAACCUUCCUUUUCCUUCUCGGCAUAUCCGUCACCGCAGCAGCCGUUGGCUUCAUAUUGUUUCUUCCGUUGAUCAUCAUCUCGAGCCCGAUCUGGUUUCCUGUUUUUGUCGUUGUUGGUGGGUUCUUAUCGGUCUUUGGGUUUCUUCUUGGAACGUUGGCCUUGGCGUCAUGGACGUACCGUUAUUACCGGGGCAUGCAUCCGGUUGGAUCGGAUCAGAUGGAUUAUGCACGUAGUAGGAUCUAUGACACGGCCUCUCAUGUCAAAGAUUACGCUAGAGAGUAUGGUGGAUAUUUCCACGGUAGGGCUAAAGAUGCGGCUCCUGGUGCCUGA